Aegilops tauschii subsp. strangulata is the source of this 1011-nucleotide messenger RNA. Its product is annotated as GTPase activating protein 1-like. The record is from RefSeq and is a predicted model, not a curated record. Lineage: Eukaryota; Viridiplantae; Streptophyta; Magnoliopsida; Poales; Poaceae.
AUGACGUCGGAGCCGGUGCCGCCGGGGAUGCUGAGCGUGCGGGUGCUGCGGGGGGUCAACCUCGUGAACUGUGAUGCCAACGGCAGCGACCCCUACGUCGUGCUUGAGCUGGACAACCAGAAGGUGAUGACGAACGUCAUCAAGAAGACGGUGAACCCGGUCUGGAACGAGGAUCUCACCCUCGCCGUCACGAAUCCAACAACACCGAUCAAGAUAGAGGUGUUCGACAAGGACAAGUUCAGCAAGGACGACAAGAUGGGGGAUGCGGAGGUGGACCUGGAGCCGCUGCUGCAGAUGGCCCGGAUGGACCUGGAGGACAUCCGGAGUGGCACCGUGGUGCGCACCGUGCGGCCUCACCGUGGCGGUGCCGGAGGGAGCUGCUGCCUGGCGGAUGAGAGCAGCAUCGUGUGGGAGGAAGGGCAGGUGGUGCAGGACGCGUUGCUCAAGCUCAGGAACGUCGCCACCGGCAUCAUCCACCUCCAGCUCCGAUGGGUCAAAAUACCAUCAUUAUGAUCGAUCCUUAAUUAUAUGGCUACUCAAUGACCGACCCAUGUUUAUUUUGUGUUGAUUAAUUUCGUCAUGCAUCCAUGUUUUGCUGGAUGGUCGAUCCAUGUUAAGUUUUUGUCAAUUUCUACAUUUAGUCAUGCAUGCAUGCACGGUGUCAAUUUUCAUGUGUUCUUCCGGGCGUAUUUUUUAUCCGGUUAUUGAUCGAUUCAUACCAUACCUAUCAUGUUAAUGUUGAAGCCUCUCUAACUCAAAGAAAGAAAUACCAAGUCUUCUUUUCCCAAACAUAUACUUAUAUACUAGCAUGCGGAGGUGCGACGUGCGACCGCGCCCGUCAAAGAGCAUAUGUGUGUAUGUAGGUUGUCUUUCGUUUGUGGACCGUGAUAUUUGACACAGGUGUGCCAUAUAGCUAAAACUGCCGCACCUUCUUCCUUCCAUUUAGUUACAUGCAUGAUUCAUUAGGAUGAAUCCUUCUCCUUUAAUUACAUGUAUGCACUGGAGGACAAA